Uranotaenia lowii is the source of this 8642-nucleotide messenger RNA. RefSeq names its product nyctalopin-like. Bases 2150 to 4057 code for a protein of 635 amino acids. Gene Ontology annotation, cellular component: extracellular matrix. NCBI's taxonomy places the organism in Eukaryota, Metazoa, Arthropoda, Insecta, Diptera, Culicidae. Gene Ontology annotation, molecular function: protein binding. The record is from RefSeq and is a predicted model, not a curated record. The transcript is spliced from 5 exons.
UUCGGGAAAGGCUGGACGUGUGAAUCGUUGUCGCAGUGAAUUUCCUGUAUGUUUCCAGUGGAGAAGCGUCAUCAUGGCGUAUCGCGGUGCCUGCACUGGAAUUUUUGGCUGCUGAAGCCAGGGUUUAUCUAGGACUGAGAGUGGGGUUGAAAGGGAUCAAUUGUGAUUUCCGGAGCACAGGUAGCUGGACUAUUCGAUGAAUAACUGGGCCUAUCAAUCAAUCAAGCUAGGCUGAACAAUUUUUUUCACAUCGAGGUGGCUUUCAUCCAGCGCGGGAUUCUUUGAACUCGUGGCAAUGCAAUCAUCGUUGGACAUCGUUACAGUGGUGUAGUUACGAGAUUGGUAGUGGAUUGAGAGAACGGAUCCUGCCGCGGCUCCCGGUUCUUCUCCCUUACAGCUUUGUGCACAAAUUCCGGAUUCAAGGAUAACCGUUCAACUUUGGGGCAGAAGCGAAUUGUGAGUGUGUUUUUUUCUGCAAACUCGGUCGGUCAACUCUUGGCGGACGAUACAUUUUGAAUGAGAUUGUAGAAUAAAGCUGGAGGAAAAAUAAGCGCGCUGUGGUUCACGGCCAGCCAGUCAGCCAGCGAGCAAGUGGAUCAAAGCAUUUGGCUACCCAGAGGGCACAAUCUCUGGCCAACCGGGAACGCUGCCAUCUGUCCGGUCUACAGUCUGAGUCUGGGUCUAUCCGGUCUUUUUGCGCUGGGCUGGAAUGAUAACGAAGUGCUUAGCCCAUCGGAAGGUGGACUACAGCUGAAGGAGCAGAACAGAGCUACACAAAAAAAAACCUUCGACCCCAACAGAUUAGAGUGAAAUUGUCGAGGCUCGUGCCAUCCGGAGAACGUGCUAUGUGAAUUCUCAGCUGCAGCUGGCCUGUAACUGCUAACCUACCGAAGCUAGGCAGCAAAUAAAUCGAUGUGGUUUGCAAAAAGUUGGUUCAGGGCUGCUGGUCCUUUGUGAUUGGGCAAAUUGGAAUAAUAAACGGUUAUCUGGCCGAAGGCUCUUGGCUCAGCCUGUAGUUAGGCAGCCAUUGCUGUAUUUGUUAUUCGGCUGGAUUUUCUGUGCCACCUUUGAACCACUGCAGAGAGCUGGUUGGGAGCUAAAAGGUGUUGACAGAGCGCUCCAACAAGUAUAGGAGUGUAACAACAACAAGCAGCUUCUGGUGAUGUGAUUUCACAACCAUUAAUGGGUGCGGGCCGCUAGCGAGCUUAAUUAAGUUCAACCCGGUGAUUUUAAACAAUAGGCGUGUGGAUGUGAUAGUGUCGUUUCCAAUAGUAAACCAGGGAAAGUGUGUGGGUAGUGUUAAGGGGCUCAGUACCAGUAUACGUAGUUUGUGUGUUCAAACAAGAAAACAUCGGAUUAUAUCGACUAACUUCUUUUCCGCAGAACGUGUGAAAGCCAGCGGAUAAAAAGUGAACGCGAACGCGCGGCAGCUAUUUCAACACCCGCCUCGACAAACUGAAAGGCUCCCGGAAGCUCUUUCUGUAAAGAUCCGGGCGAAAGCCUUAGCUGCUGCUCAACAUCAGCGACCGGAUUCGGAUCUUCUGCCGGUGACACAAUUUCUGGCAGUGAACGAAAAAAGAUUACACCGAAACUGCCGGACAGCCGUUGUAAUGUUUACAUCUUCACGGGAUUAAAUCUGUGAAACGCACCGCACGCCCAACAAGAACAUCUUGGAAAAAAAUGUCAUCCUCUAACGUGAACCAGAAGUUGGACUGAAUUCCGUUUCCAUCCCGCGUUGUCAGUUAUAAUUGUAAUCUUGCUGGGACAGAGACAGAGACAGAGCGAAGAACGACCAAAGAUGACCGGUUGCUCGUGGGGACACUUUCAUCGCCUGGGCCGCCAUCAUUUGUCAACAUCAACGCCAUCGCUGGUCGAGCUAACAGCCGUCGAGGAGUCAUCAACGUCAGCAGCGGAAAUCCCGGCCAAGCGGCUGUCAUUCUGUUUUUAAUUAAAAUUUCACCGUUUCGGUGGAACAUACGACAGGGAAAAGAGAAGGACCACCAUCCAACAGUGGUUGAGAAAUAAAGAACGGAGAUUGAAACACAUCAGCUGAGGAGCUAAAAUCUCCUUGAGUUACGUAACGCAUUCUGCUAGGAAAAAACACAUACUGACACUAGAAUAGAAAGAUAUUACAUCGGAAAACAAAAAAAUGACAACCCGAUUAAGCCCGUUGGCCACCGGCAGCUGUCGGAUUAUAAUCUACUCGAGCACACUGAUUUUGUUGGUGUUCCUCCGGCAGGUUUACUCGUUCUGCCCUUCGAUAUGCACCUGCAAGGUGGACCCAAAUGUGCGCACCUGGUGCAUCGGGGCAGGUCUGGACGUGGUCCCGAUUCAGCUGAACCCGGACGUACGGUACAUCAACCUAACCUCCAAUCAGAUUACCAACGUGCACUUUACCCUAAGCUUCUACCAUAAGCUGGAAGCCUUGGAUCUUUCCUUCAAUCGGAUUGAGUCUCUGGGUUCCCGGAACUUUGACACCCAAGAAAACCUAAGGAUGUUGAACCUUAGCGAUAAUGCGAUUGUAUCCGUUCCGAAGGAUUCUUUCAAGGGACUCAAGCGACUGCAGAUCCUCAAGCUCUGUAACAAUCGCAUCGAAUCGAUCCAUUCAGCGGCGUUCCACGACUUGAGAAAUCUAUUAGAACUAGAUUUCUCCAAUAAUGCCAUCAUUUCUCUAGACCAUGGAGUACUCCGACAUCUGUACUCGCUAGAAGCUCUCUCUUACCAAAACAAUCAGCUGCUGGAGAUUCCUUACGAACAUAAUCUGGAACAUCUCUCACGGUUGCAGAUUCUAGAUCUCUCUGUCAAUCUGAUCGAAUUCAUUGGGAACGAUAGCUUCGUGGCCCUCAGAGAACUACGAACACUCAAGCUAGGAGGAAACGUCCUUACCGAGUUGGACUACGGAGCCUUCCACGGGAUGAACGCCCUCAGGGCGCUGGAUCUAGCGGACAAUAACUUUACGGUCGUGCCAACGCUGCAAUUAUCAAAGUUGUGUAAUCUGACAUAUUUAUCGCUGAGUGGCAACAAUUUCGACGCGCUUCCGGCCGUGGCGUUCCUGAAUCUGUUCCAGCUGCGCCAUCUACACCUGGACCGGUUGGACCGUCUGGAGCGGAUAGACGCGCGAGCUUUCGUGGACAACACUAACCUGCACACCCUGACCCUGGAUGAUAAUCCGGCCUUCGGCAACCUUCCGCUACGUCUCUUCCAGAGCACUCCCCAUUUGGUGGAAAUAUCGGUGCGCCGAAACGCUUUGAUCCGAAUAGAUCCGGUCCAGUUCCCUCUGGAUCGUCUGCACCGUCUACGGCUAGCUGGGAAUCCUCUGGUCUGUAAUUGCUCUCUGCUGUGGUUGUGGCGUUUAGCAGUUGACGGUGACCCAGAUGAUGAGUUUCUGCUGACUUCGGCUGCUUUGACGAGUGCCGGUUCUUCCGUUGAAGAUGACUCGUCUCGUGGUUCACAUCCUUUGCUCAUCGAUCGCGAUGAACUUGGAUGUGAUCUGUUUGAAGAUGGAAGAAAGAUUCGACGAACUCUGAGAACCAUGACCGAAUCGGACCUGAACUGCCCCACUCAUGUGGUGACAGUCGUGAGUGCCGUUUUCAGUAUAUUGCUGAUUUUGGCAACCGCUGCUAGCGUAUUGUACUUUUUCCGACUUUCGAAGCGUCGGAAAAAGUUGCUCCAAGAGCAGAGUAAUGUGAAUGAUCUGAUUGUGCCACAAAAAGUAGACAAGCUAGAACUGGAGCGUUAUCUGGCUCAGCAGACACUAGCUAGCGAAUAUAGGCCGCUAAGGGGAGGCCCGUGGGAGGUUACUCCGAUUCUGAAGAGCUCCGACGAUCACUACUACGGUGCAAACAACACUGGUCACAGUGGAGGACCCUACGGCAACGUGAUUCACGAACCGGAUCACUACGAGAGCUUCGAGUACUACCAGCAGCACACGUCGUCCUCGUCGAUGUCCAAGACGGCACCCCGAAGUAAGCGGCCGUCGAUGUCUUCGAUGGGAUCGGCCACGACGAUGACGAAACCCCACAGGACCCUCUCGAGGCCGCACAUUGUGUACGUAUGACUCUAGACCGGCCGGCGAAUCCGUAGCAUCAGUAGCAGCAGCCUUGGUUGGAAGGAGCAGAAAAGUGGCGGCAGUUCCAGUGUGCGGCCACUCCUAGUCGAUAGUGCCGUUUGAGGGGUGAGAGGCAGAAUCUUCCAGAAUACACAACCCUGUAUGAAUAUUAUUCCAUUUUGUACCGUAGAAAAAGUGUAAGAAAAGCUUAGUGAUAAGAAUAAGAGUCUUGAAGUAUGUAUAGGAAAACUUGCUACGAUUAUUCGCUAUAAGGCUUGCAAAAGUUGAUUAUUUUUUGGGGGCGAGUGGGUAAAACAUUUAUCAACAACAUGCUUCAAUCUUCGUGAGGAAUACAUAAGUUAAGAGCAAGAGUGACGUGCGGAUGCGUGAUUUAACAUAUUUUCUUGUUUUCAACUUAUUAAAAUUUGCCUUGCACCAUUUCAUCUUAUCAAGAAGCUUUGAAAGAUGUCGAGUAAGUUGCGCCACUUUGAAUAUUUUUAUCCGUCAAUGUUGGCGAUAAUAUGAGAAAAAUAGUGAAUUGUGAGUCCAAUUUUAAGAUUUUAAAAUUACUGGACAAAACUCUAAAAAUUUAGAGUCCUUUAGUUAUCGAAUGUUUUGUUUGAAAUUUUGUAAAAUGAAGUAUGAAAUGUAGCUCAUUUUAGAUAUGCUUCUAAACAAAGCGUACAAUUUACUUCAAAAAGAAAAUUAUGAAAUGGCGAUUUUUCGUUAAAUAUUUUGAUCAUUGAGUAAAAUUUAAAUCGUUAUUAAGUUUGAAUGUAACGGAAUGAAUUUAUGUUCAAUGAAUAAUCAUAGCUCAACAGUUUUGUAAGGCUUGCAUUCAUAAAAUAAAAUGAUUGUAACUUUCGAAAUACUAUUCGUCAAUAGAGAUACGAAUGUUUGUUUGCAAAUAUAAAUAUAAUUUUUCUUUGUAUCCUUACCUUUCUUUUACAUCAAAUUGCUACAAGUUUUUUGAAUUUCUUAGGUAGACAGCUCUAGUUUUGAAUAUGGUUUAAUGAAUAUAAUUUUAACUUCUUUAAGUUUUCAAGAAUCUUACAAUAAUUGUUAACUUAGUCUUCUUUUUUCCAAAAAGUGUUCCAUUAUGGACAUAAGAAACUUUACAUCCAGACAUCAAGAAAGUGAAUUUAUUAUGAUUUUUUUUUCUUAAAAAAAAAAAGCAUCGUUUUUGAAUUUAUUACACCUUCCACAUAUUAAAUCUUUCUAGGAAAAAAGCCUAUUUUUGCAGGGAUACCUGACUAAACCUCAGAAAAAAUGACACAUGUUACAUAAUUUGGAUAUUGUGAUAAUCUGUAUUGGAAAAAUAUUACAGAAAAUACCCCGUCGGGAGCGGGUGGAUUUAAGAAUCAGUUAAGGCACACUGCAAUCAUUUGAAAUACAGAGGGAAAAGUUAAAAGAGGAAGUCGAUUCACAAAUAUUAAGCAGAAAGAUUAAGGUGCGGGAAAGAAAUUGUGAAUAGAAUAUGCAUAUAUUGGAAAAAAAAAAUUCGGAAUUCAAAAGACGAACAGACACAGUGCACAAAAAAGUAAUUUGAAUAAUGAUGGCGAGGGUGUGCUGGAAAAAACGUCUUUAGUGUGCUUCUGAUUAUGAUUGAAUCGCAGGGGAGAGUCUUGUAAGAGAAAAAUUGAUCUGAAGCUCGACAUUUUACAUAAGUUUUGUUUGAAAGAAUUGAUUCAUAUUUCAUAAAUAAAUAAAAAAAAAUCAUAUUUUAAAAACGACAUUUCUUCAACGUUUCUUGAAGAUAACUUUUAAGAGGUACAAGUAAACUCAAAUCAUUUCAAAUUCGCUUUCUGAAAAAAUACCAAAAAAAAUCAGCAAAUUAAGUAUGUUACCCUUAAAUAUGCAUAAGCCAACAAAGGGUUCGAUAUCAUCGUUAUUCCAGCGAAAGCUGGGAGCUAUCCAUAUUUAACCCUUCGUUUCAUGAUUUUUUAUUUUUCCUUUAAAAUUGUUUUAAACAGUUGAAAAUGAUGAAUACAUCAAGAAAAAAAAUUAAAAUAAAAUUCGAUUUUUCCAUUUUUUUAUACAUUAAUUGUUGCAAAUUUGUUACUUUAUGAAACGAAGGGUUAAUUAACAUUAGAUAUACUCUAUAGUCGCUGGAGUUGUAUCACAAAUAUGUUCCAUUUCUUAUAUAACUUGUAAACAAAAUAUGAAAAAAGAAAAUAUGAAAAUUAACAAUACAAAUUAUCAAGGGUAUGCCUUAAAAAAACUGGCAUCUCUGUAGCAAAUUCAAAAAACUCGUUCAUGAAGGUGUAGGGUAACGGACCUAUUUUGCACCGCUUUGGGAAGUGGCUAUGCUAUAUUUCGAAUUUAAAAAGCACAUUUUACAUUUUUUAACUGCUUUAUUCGUUCAUUACAAAGAUCAAGGCUUUUUCUAUCGAAAUAUAUCGUCGUUUGUUGCAAUUUAACAAGAUCUAAGCCUAAAAACUCGUUUCUUUGAUCAUUACUCUGGUCGGUAUUUUUCACCACCAGGUUUCAAUUUUGGAAAACCCUCUGGACCUAUUUUGGACCACCCUUAAACUAAAUAAAUUUUGCUAACGUAAACAGCAAUUGAUGCGCAAUUAUGCAAAUAAUUUAGUAAAUCUUUUCCUUUCUUAUGUUUGUAGUCAAGUUUUGUUUGUUCACGUUAAUUCAUUUCUGAACUAACUUUCUUCAACUUCUCCCCAGCUCUAUUUAAGUGCACUUGUUUGUUGAAUAGUUUUUACUACUACCUUUUUUAUGAAACUUUUUAUGCUUUGAAACAAUAAUUUUUGAAAAGAUUAUGUUAUGUAACUAGUGUGUUUUGAAUGUAUUGAAAAUUCCGUCGGCACACGAAAAUUUGUUCUGCAGUGUUAAAUACUGGCCAGUUGGCUUAUCUCCAGGAUCAAUUUUAAGAAUGCAAUCUCCUUCAGGCGAAGAAAGUUAAGAAAGUCUGACAUCAUCAUCUCCGUGACUUCAAUUGAUGUAUUUUGACUUCCAAAACCUUAUUGGAUUUGGUUUGGCUUCAGUUCUGUAGAGUACAUUGGUUCAAAAUAGAUAAAAAUGUGCGAGAAUUAUUCGAUCUUUUUAACCAUCUGAAAGCCAUACUUUUCUUCGCUGAAAAAUUCACAAAAGUUCCCAAACUCCCAACUUUAUUGAUAAUUAGCGCUUGAAAUAGUGUGCAAAAUUCUUUUCUUUUUCAAAAGUUAGGACACCGCGAAGAAAAAAAUCAGAAUUUUUCAGGACACCACUAAAUCUGUGAAAAUAACAAGCAGUUUUUUUAAAUUGCAUAGUUAAAGGCGAAAUAUAGGUGCUGAAGAUGCCUCGAAUUAUGCAACAGAAACGAGAAAAACCAUGGCUAGCCUACAGGACGUAUCGAAAAACACCAUUUAAAUAUCAUUUGAACCAAAGAUUUUCAUUGGUUAAAAUAUUUUAUUGAAGACUAGCUGAUCCCAUACGAACUCCGUUUCGCUUUCAGCUUGGAAUGUGUCAUGACCAGUUUGUAUGAAAGUCAAUAGCCAAAAAUUUUUCAGAUGCCUUUCCGAAUUUAUUGUUAAGUUAUAAUUUCAAAAACAUUGGACAAUCACUUCUUCUGUCAUCUGCUGUCUGCUACGAAAUUAGAAAUCAGGGAUUAAUUGACAUUCCCAAAAAAAACCCGUUCAUAAAUUUCGACUCGAUCGCAACGCAAUUAUUGCCAAAAAUUUAACCCCUUUCGGUGGCCUCUUUUACAAUGUUUGAUAUCUGGAAUGGAUUUCCCUUCCCUCAAAACUCCCGUGUGCAAAUUUUUAAAGCAACGUCAAUAUGGCUAAAAACAGUGAAAAUUAAUUUAUAUUGACGACCUCUUUCGUCGACCCCUGCCAAAACAUUUGACAUCUGAAAUCGGUUGCCUGUCCCUAAAAACUACCGUGUGCAAAUUUUCAUCCCAAUCCGAUGUAUAAUAACGACGAUAUUGCAAAAAUAUUGAAGGGUUAAUAUGGACGACCCCCUUUGCCGGACCCUUAAAGUGAAUUUAAUUCCUGAAAUUCAUUGCUCGUCUCUCAAAUCUCUCGUCUACCAAUUUUCAUCUGAAUUCGAUGUAUAAAAUCGUCAAUAUCACUAAAAUAUUGAAAAGUACAUAUGGACGACUCCUUUUGCCGGCCCCUUUCACUGAAUUUGAUACCUGAAAUCGAUUGCACGUCACUCAAAACUAUCGUGUACCAAUUUUCAGCUGAAUACGAUGUAUAAUAACGUCAAUAUCGCAAAAACAGCUAACAGUUUAUAUGGACGACCCCUUUGGCUGACCCCUUACACAAAAUUUGACACCUGAAAUCAAUUGUUUGUCCUUCAAAAUAUUCAUGUACAAAUUUUCAACACAUUCCGACGGAAGAUAACGUCAAUAUCGCGAAAAUAAUAUUUUUCUUGUAUGGACGACUCCUUUCAGGAGGGGUCAUCCAAAAACCGGAAAACAUUUCUCAUCAUUCCUGGUCCUAAUAAGUAUUCAUGCCAAAUUUAAGCCUUCUAGGUCUUAAGAUGGCUGAGUCUAUAGAGGACAAACAAACAAACAAACAAACAAACAAACAAACAAACAAACAAACAAACAAACAAACAAACAAACAAACAAACAAACAAACAAACAAACAAACAA